AUGGGCCAAGCGGACGACACGAGGACUCUCCUAGGUGACAGCAGAGGCGGAAGGGACGCGCCGAAAGCGCCCAUGCUGAGUCGAUGCCUGUUGCCAGAACAUGCGGCGUGCUUCAAGUUCGCAGCCUUCAAUGCGAUGCAGGCGUCCUGCUGGGAGGAGCUCUAUCUCGGCUCCGGCAACAUGGUCGUGAGCGCACCGACCGGGGCCGGAAAGACAGUUCUGUUCGAGCUGGCGAUUCUUGGUAUGCUCCGGGACCAGCCGUCGAGCCCCAAAGCUUUGUACCUGGCACCACUGAAGGCGCUGUGCCAAGAGAAGGCACGUGAAUGGAGCGAGCAAUUCGGUCAAAUCGGAAUUGUUGUGGUAGAGUUGACCGGCGAUCAAGGGGCAAGUGUUGGACGCCGCAGCUCACGGCUUGCAAAAGCAAGCAUCAUCGUCUCCACUCCGGAUAUGUGGGACUACUUCAUGCGGCAGGCGAGCCGGGGAUCGGACGCCAUGUCCGUCGUAGAGGCGUUGCAGUUGGUCUGUGUGGACGAGGUCCACAUGCUUGGCAUGCCGAAGCGAGGUGCUAUCCUGGAGUCUGUAGUGGCGCGGCUUCGAACGUUGAGACAGCUGACCUUGAAGGAGAAGCCCCUUCGACUGGUCGCUGUCUCUGCCACAGUUCCCAACAUCGCGGACAUUGGGACGUGGCUGUCUGUUGCUCCCGCGAAUACGAAGGCAUUUGGCAUGGAACAUCGCCCAGUGCCCCUUCGCGUGCACGUGCAGACCUUCAGAGGCAGCAAAAACGAGUUCAUGUUUCAAGAGUCCUUGAAUCGCGAGCUCGGGCCCAUCAUUCACCGCUACUCCGAGGGGAAGGCAACUCUGGUGUUCUGCGUCACGAAGAGGGCUUGCGAAACUGCCGCGACCAGUUUGCGAGAUUCCAGACCGUGGCAACCAGCACCCUCCGUUCGCACCGAUCUGGCGGAGAAGGCAGCGCAGGUCUCGGACGCGACACUUCGAGGCCUUCUGCCCCAUGGCCUUGCGUUUCAUCACUCCGGGCUGAGCGCGACUGACCGCCGCCUUGUCGAAACCCUCUUCCUUGAGGCCGCAGUUCAGGUGCUGUUCUGCACGCAGACACUGGCACUGGGCGUGAACCUCCCUGCCCGCCUGGUCGUAGUGAAGGGGACGACAGCGUACAAGGAAGGCGGCUGGGAGGAGUACGACGAGUUGGAGAUGUUACAAAUCAUGGGCCGAGCUGGACGACCCCAGUUUGACGACCAAGGGGUAGCGGUGAUCCUCGCCGAAGAGGGGCUUUCAACACGCUGGCAGCAAAUGCUCGAAGGUCGGCCUCUUGAGAGCAACCUGCCGGAUCGGCUUACCGAGGCCUUGCUCUGUGAAGUCGUGGCAGGAUCGAUACAAAACCGGGAGGCACUUUGCACGUGGCUUGCCGGCACCUUCCUGGCCGUGAGGGCCUGCAAGGAUCCUCUCCGCUACGCCGCCGCUUGUCCGUUGCUUCACGGCCAAGCUCCCAAUGGGCAUCCACUCGCAUAUCCUCAGGGCCCCGAUGUGACCAGCUUUCUGCAGCUCUUGGGUCAGGCAGAGGAAGCGAAGAUGAGGUCGGCCGGCCUCAUUGCCGCCAGUGCACAGCAUCCCGGCUUUCAAUCAACGCCACUCGGUGGGACCCUGUGCCGCAGCGGUGUUCGUGUGAGCACUCUCCACCAGCUGCAAGCAGCGGGAGCACCUCAGGACAUGAAGGAGCUUCUUUGGCUCCUUGCGUCGACAUCCGACUUCGAGGAGUUUCGCCCUCGGCAGGGAGAGAGGACGCAGCUCAGGAGCUUCGCCAAGGGCCGCGCGGUGCGUUGGCCUUUCACCGGGCCCAUCGACACUGCCGCCAAAAAGGUUCUGGUGCUCCUCAUGUUAGCGCUCGCGGACUCCCCGCGACAGGAGCUCUCCUGGGAGCUGAAAGCUCAGCAGAGCCAGGCAUUCCGUCGCUGCGAGCCACUUCUUCACGUGGCUUCGGAAUUUUUCGAAGCCCAGAAAAAAGGGCCUGCGGUGGCAGCCUGCCUGCUCUUGCGGAAGUGCCUGCAGAAGCAGAUCUGGGAGGACACGGCCAUGCCUGUGCGGCAGCUGAAGGGCAUCGGGGACAAGCUCGCGGUAGUGCUGCACCAGCAAGGCUUCGCGUCGUUCCAAGGCUUUGCCUCAGCCGAUCCACGGCUGAUUGCCCAAGCUUGUCAGUCGCGAGUGUCUGGAUCCGAUCUGCAGGCGAAGCUGCUUGCCAUUCCUCGCAUUGGAAUGCGGCUAACUCCAGAUGGCAGCAGCGGAACCAUAUACAUUCAGCUUGCAAGUAGCGCGACUGGGUCGAUGGGACAGAGUGGCUGUUUGGGGGCAUGGAGUCAUUUGGUUGUCUAUUCAGCUCCCGAGGGGCAGUUGCUGCAACACCUGCGCUUCCCAUCAUGUCAGCCUCCACAAAAUUUGUCUGCACAUCUGCAGUCUGCAAGUGGCUUGGUGGUUCUCAUGAUCUAUGAGGACGUGGUCGGAUUGGAUGAGCGACAAUCUUUAGGGGACUCUCGAUUGGCUCCGCAUCCACCUUCCGAUUUCACCCUGCCCGCGGCUUCGAAGGGAAAUGCGACCAGGGCGACUUCUGGCCAAGGGAACUCAGCCAGCACCACUCCCCGUCGAGCUCCCAAGUGCAAGGCAGCUCCUCGGUCUGGUCACGAGGCGACCUUUGCUUUGGCACGUGCCAAAUCCACUGGGCAAGUGCCGACGCUCACGCCACCAUCGGCACACGGCAGCAUGCAGCCUAUGUCGGCUUCCAUGACUGCACCUGCAAGUUCGACAGGAUUGACGGGGGCAGCCGGCAGCCCGAACGCCAGCCGACCAGCCAGCGCGUUUACAGCUGCUGGCAGGCUCCGCAAGGGAAUCGUUUGGCAGGGGCCUUUGGCGGAUGCCUCGGAAGCGCAGCCGGGAAGCUCCGGGGCCUAUGGAUGCUUCGUUGGAAGGCCAUCGAUCUCCAUGGAUACGCUCGCGUUUCGAGGUGUAUGA
This is a messenger RNA of Symbiodinium sp. CCMP2456, 3018 nucleotides long. NCBI's taxonomy places the organism in Eukaryota, Dinophyceae, Suessiales, Symbiodiniaceae. The record is from the annotation of a GenBank genome assembly.